AUAAUGUUUCCUAUGGAAAUGAUUGAUGGUUGUUAAGCAUGUUUUUAUGAAGGGGAUGGUUACAGUAUAUAGCCUGGUUUUGAAUGAGGAGUACUAGGACAAUAGGUUACCAACUCAUAUACAUCAUCUUACUGGUAUAGAUUAUGCAAAUACAUUCUAUUCAAAUACACACAUUAUUGUUCAGUCAUUUGUUUUAGUCAUCUCUUAGUAAACAUGAUGGGGUUGGAUAUGAAGACUAGAACGUGAACUAGACUAGAGGUAGACACAGUUUGUAGUUGUACUGCCCACAUAUCUGUCUCUCUUGUGCUCUCUGUCUGCCUAAUGUUUGUCACCAUGGGGUCUAGUUUUCUGUGUAGUUGGAUGUAGGUUCUGCCUGUAUUGGCCCUGCGCUACAGUAGUGUACUGUAGCCUGGGGAUUUGAAGUGAAUGCCAGAGAGGUAGAGGGGACAGAAGGACAGUGGGGCAGCGGGUGCAGAGCAGAGUGCCAGGGCCUUACAGAUCUGACUAUAAAUACAGUCCAGGAAUAAUCAACAGCAAAUGGUCUAGCUAGUAGCUGUCAGCACUCAGGGGCUCUCUGCAACCUUCAUACAACAUUUAUGCAAUCUUCAUACAACAUUAAUACAACAUCCCUUAGUUCCAGCUGUUGCACGGCGACAGAGAAGGCAAGACACAGGUGUUGUCAUACUGUAUCAGUGAAUAUGUUGUUGUGAUGGAUAGUAGAGACUGUUUAAUGCCUGUGAUGAUACAGUAUGUCUGGCUGCCCUUAUCCACGUCAUGUGACACUUCCAGCCGUUGUUGUUAUUCUGGUUUGCAUGGCCUGGCUGUUGUGUUGUUCAGGAGCUUUUUAUAGAGCUUUUUAUCGUCCCAGUUACCCUUCUGAGAUCUGAGCUGAAUAUGAAGAACAGGCCUAUAAUCGGCUCUAUUUAACAGAAAUAUGAGAUUUAAGGAGUUAACUAUGAAUUUGUAUGUUUUUACUACUUUUAAUUGAUGGCAAUGGACCAUAACAGUAGUGUGUCCCCCACGUGUUGUAGUCUGUGUGUGACUGUCUGUGUGACUGACUGUCUGAAUCCCCUGCUGUAGUCUGCUAAUGCUGCUAGGUUUUGCUGGUGACAGUCAGUACCAUGGUGUCAGUCAGUUUAGCCUGUCUCAGCAGCCUGCCAGCCCAUUCUGUCUGGAUUAAGGCCUGGCUAUCUGGGACACCAUUGUCUGCUGGAGCGUCAUCACCACCUCAGAUAUGCAGGCCUUAUGUAUGCAGCUGUUGAACAAAUGGAUUGGAAAAACGCCUGCUCACAUAAACUGAGACGUUCAAUUCCGUAUUCACAACUCGGUCACUUCUUAGUGUGUGUGAUUCUGGUGAAGUUAUCUAGGAGUUUUACAGUGAGCUGUAACAGUGUUUGGAUGGGAGUCUGAUGGACAUCUGGAUCUGCUGAGGGAAGGAGUAAAUCCCAUGGCAGGAAGUGCUGAUGUGUGUAACAGUACUGAUCUUCCAGAGGUGGAGAUCAUCAGUCUGCUGGAGGAGCAGCUGCCCCACUACAAGCUGAGAGCAGACACCAUCUACGGGUAUGACCACGACGACUGGCUCCACACCCCUCUCCUCUCCCCCGAUACCAACCUGGACCUCACCGUCGAGCAGAUUGAGGAGACUCUGAAGUAUUUCCUUCUAUGUGCUGAACGAGUGGGCCAGAUGACUAAGACCUACAGUGACAUAGAUGCUGUUACUCGUCUGCUUGAAGAGAAAGAGCGGGACUUGGAGCUCGCCGCCCGCAUCGGCCAGUCACUGCUGAAGAAGAACAAAACCCUCAGUGAGAGAAAUGAAUUCCUGGAGGAGCAAGUGGAGCACAUUCGAGAGGAGGUUUCUCAGCUGCGCCAUGAUCUGUCUAUGAAAGAUGAGCUUCUCCAGUUCUACACUAGUGCAGCAGAGGAGAGUGAAGGAGAUUCGUCCACCUGUACCCCCAUCCGCCACAAUGACUCCACACUGUCGGUGCCAAGUUACUUCCCCCUGGACUCACUGCAGAAGAAACUCAAAGACUUGGAGGCAGAGAAUAUCUCUCUUAGAUCAGAGGCCAGUCACCUGGAGACGGAGACAGAGGAGUACGAGGAGAAGGAGCAGCAGCUGGUCAACGACGUCGUCAAAGAGCUGAGAGAUGCCAACCACCAGAUGUCCACCCUGGCGGAGGAGCUGGCGAGGAAGACGGAUGACGCGUCUCGCCAGCAGGAGGAGAUCACACACCUCCUGUCCCAGAUCGUAGACCUGCAGAAGAAGUCCAAGUCUUAUGCAGUGGAAAACCAAGAGCUCACCCAGCAUCUAGGAGCUGCCAAAGAUGCCCAGCGCCAGCUCACUGCUGAGCUGAGGGAGUUGGAGGAUAAGUAUGCAGAGUGUAUGGAGAUGCUCCAUGAGGCCCAGGAAGAGCUGAAGAACCUCCGGAAUAAAUCACUACCUCUCAGUACACCCCGACGCUUCCACUCCCUGGGCCUGUUCCCUAUGGUGUCAUAUGUUAACAACAUAGUUUAUGCCGAGGGGGACUCUCUAGCUGCUGAGAUUGAGGGCACCAUGAGGAAGGGGCUGGCUAUGGAUGACCCGGAAGUGGAAGAGCAGAAGUUGCACCCCAAGCGUGUGUUUGAGACUGUGAAAAACAUUAACCUGAUGCGUCAGCGCUCCUCUCUGGCCCCGUCUCCCAUGAACAUCCCCGGCUCCAACCGGUCGUCCUGUCUGAACUCUGGCCGCUCCAGCUGCCUGUCCACGCCCCGCUCCAGCCUGUACGGAGGAGAUAUGGGGAGCAUCCUCAUAGACAACCACACCAACAGCUUCAUACUGGAGACGCCUGACCAAAGUGCGGAUGAUUCCAACAAGAAACCAGGGACCCCUGGAACGCCGGGCUCUCAGGAUCUGGAAGCAGCCCUGCGACGUCUCUCCCUGCGGCGGGACAACUACCUGAGCGAGCGGCGCUUCUUCGAGGAGGAGAGGGAUCGGAAGCUCCAGGGGCUGGUGGAGAAGGGAGAGGUGUACAACGGCAGUAUGACCCCCACAGAGAGCAUCAUGUCCCUGGGAGGAACCCACCCCUCUUCCAUCUGGUCUGGGUACUCCUUCAGCUCCCGCUCCUACCUGCCGGAGAAGCUGCAGAUCGUCAAGCCUCUGGAAGGCUCAGCCACCCUGCACCAGUGGCAGCAGCUGGCCCAGCCCAACCUGGGUGGGAUCCUGGACACGCGGCCUGGUGUGGUCACUAAGGGCUUCCGUCCUCUGGAACUAGACCUGGAGCACAUGUACCUGUUCACUGACUUUGAGGAGGAGGACUUUGAGGUAGUAGAGGAGUCUGACCACCUGUCUGUCCACAGCCUCUCUGCCUCAGGCUCUACCCCCGGCACUAGUGGCAUCUCCAUCCUCAGCCGGCAGGGCCUCCGUACCCGCUCCUCCUCCUGCUCCUCCUUCUGCAGCGGCAGAGCCAUCAACAACAACCUUCCAGAGGGAGGGGUUGGGGGUGAUGGAGAACCUAGGGAAGAGGGCGAGACAUUAGGCCCAGGCUGCACAUCACUGUUGUCCCCCGCACCUCCAGACAGAGAGAACCAGGAGAACCAGGAUCAGGCUGCAGCCGCUGACGGGGUGUCCGCCCACUACCCUGGUAAAUGCAUGUCCAACACCAGCUCCACCUAUACCUUCACCACCUGUCGGAUCAUGCACCCCUCAGACGAGCUGACCAGAGUCACCCCCAGCCUUAUGUCGGGCCCUACUGCCUCCUGCGUCAUGACCAGCAGCAGCAGCGUCAGAUCUACCCCCUGCUCAACCCCUUGCACCCCGCGCCGCCUCAGCCUGGCAGCCGAGUCCUUCACCAACCUGAGAGACUCCACCAAGACCAUGAGCACUAGUGGAGGUCUGGUGCGGCUCCUCCAGGAGCGAGGCAUUUCUGCAGCAGUCUACAACCCUCAGAGCUGGGACCGGGCAGACUGUAGCACCUCCAUCCCCACUGGAGGGGUACCGUCGCUUCUACAACCGCGGCCCCCCAACACCCUACCCUUCAUGCCGCCCAACUCCCCAACCCACCGCUCCCUCUGCACCAAACCCAGCAGCCCUGUGGGCCCCUUCGACCUCAGUCCCAGCGCCCCCCCCUAUGACAACUUCCUGGCGUCGAAGCCGGCCAGCUCCAUCCUGAAGGAGGUGAGGGCAGAGGCCCGGAGCAGUGAGUCAGCAGACAGCGAGUGUCAGACUGACGUCAGCGUCCACAAUCUGAAGCUGGUGGACAAGCUGAAGCGCUUCAGCGUGGCUGGGGCCGGCCCCUCUUUAUCAGGGGCCACGGGACCCACCAUGCUGGGGCCCCUCAGCGGCCUCCACCGCCCUUCCCACUUCUGCCCUUCUGUGGUGACCAGUCCCAUAGGGGGCCUCGGCCCCGCUCUGAACGCAGGCAUCCGCCGUAACCGCAGCUACCCGGCCAUGGUAGGGGCCGGCAUGGCUAUGAAGGGCCCGGGGCCCCACAGCCCCACAGACAUGCUCCUGGCUUCUUCCUCCAAGCUCCCCAGACAGACUAGUCUCAAUGAUGGGUGAAUGAAUGUUGACUUUUCUCUUCUGUCUGUCACCUGUCAGAUGAGUUGGAUGUAUAUAUAGCUGCUGUAUGAGGCCCCGGUCUGUGACAAAUCAACUCUGUGCCUGAAAGAGAUGCCCUUUCUUUUUACAGAACAUUUUGUAUCAAUGCUAAUUAUUUUGUCUUUCUUUCUCUAUUCUGUCUCGCUCUCUCCUCUCCUGUCCUCUCUUUCUGUAUUCUGUCUCUCUCUCUCCUGUCCUCUCUUUCUCUGUCCUGCUUUUCUUUCUCUGUCCAGCUUUUCUCUCUCUGUCUCUCUCCUUACAUCCCUCAGUAAAUAGUACCAUGAUGUGUUACUGUUUUAUUGUUGAUUGGCCCUGCAGAUCGGUAGGCUGAAGGUCAUGUACUGUAGCACCUGUUAUCUGUUUAGGAAACGGAGCGCUUCCAAGCCCAGGUAAACUCAUAUUAAAGAUCUAUUUAUUUUAUUCCCAGGUCUAAACGUAUACAUGUAGAGAUAAAACACUGUCUCUUCCUGUUAAUUAGCCAAUGAGUGGCAAGCAGUACCAGGGAACGCACCUUAAGUGGUAUUUAGGGGUGUUCAGUGACAUCCAUGACAAUAUGCACAGAACUAAGACCUUUAUUGAGGAAAUGAAAUGUUGGAGGUACAGUAUUCAUACUACUAGCUAGCACAAUACUGGGCAACAACACAUGUUAUUCACCUCAGAGUUUAUCCAAAUAAAGAGUGGGAAGGAGCCACACUUGAAGCUAAGAGGGAUGCAUGGAUGUUUGCCGUGAAUGAAUAGGCUAUGGUUUGAACUUGGAUACAUUGUAACAGACCAACAUGAUUUAUAGACAUUUGUGUGCAGUGCGAGUAUGUGAACUUGUGUGUGUAUAAAGUUGAAAGAUUUACCUAUAGGCCUAGAUAGCCUAAGAAAGGCUUGAGUCAUUUGGUUAAGGUGAUAAUCAGAUAUACAGGACAUUUCAACCAGAGCCCACUAACUGCUGUCUCCCAAUACAAAAGGUGUGUAGGAGAGUUCUCUGGGAGGGAUGCCGUUGAUUCUGACUUUCAUCUUUCUGGUAACAAGCUUUGGUGACUGAACUGUUAGCUUUAAACUAAAGCCACUGUACUGUAAAUGAAGAUGUGGAACGGGGAGAUGGAGGGAAAACCUCCUAGUGCCUCAUACUUGACAUAGUUCCAUUGUUGUUGGACUGACUGAUCUCUGGUUCCACCCUGGUAUGAGCAGACAACUGCUUUGUGUUCUGAGGAUAUCCUCCUCGUAGGAAUUUUAACUGCAGAGAAGAUGAGCUCUCGUUACAUCUUGGAGAGAUGCACUAUACUAUAUGUGUUGAAAUAAAGAAGAAACACCUAUUAUUUAUCAUUAACCUCUGACAGAAGUAGAGAUUCGUCCUUGCUGACAUUGUGUGUAACUUGAAUGUCCUUUGAAUGUAUUGUUUAACAGCAGAAAAUAUUAUGUCCAUAUGUCUGUUGAUUUAAAUGAUGGUUUUACUGCAUUUCAACUACAAAGGGAAUUAUUAUUAUACUACUUGUACAUUGUAAAUGGUAUGAAUGCAAUGAAUUUAGCGAUGUUAACUAUUUUUUAAUAAACUAGGAAGAAAAAAUAUAUAUAUAAGGGACAAAAAUGUUGUUCAGGCAAUGAAGUGGUCAGAACACUGGUAUAAAAACAAAAAACAAGGGUUUUGUGUUCCGGAAUUUCAAGAGCACCAAUUUGCAAAAAAGGCUAUUAUCAAUAAAACAAUUGAUAUGA
This is a messenger RNA of Salmo salar (Atlantic salmon), 6274 nucleotides long. The record is from RefSeq and is a predicted model, not a curated record. Lineage: Eukaryota; Metazoa; Chordata; Actinopteri; Salmoniformes; Salmonidae.